This is a messenger RNA of Lachancea dasiensis, 1701 nucleotides long. The record is from the annotation of a GenBank genome assembly. Lineage: Eukaryota; Fungi; Ascomycota; Saccharomycetes; Saccharomycetales; Saccharomycetaceae.
AUGAGAAUUGUUGUAUCUGCCUUCGCGGUCGUGAUUGCCGCAGUUGGCGUGCACGCCUAUAAUAGCACCUUAGACAUCCAAUCUAAUUUAGCGGCUACAAAUCACUCGGCCAUGGCUGAUCCCGGCAAGCCACUGGCUCACUUAACUCCCAAUGUUGGUUGGAUGAACGAUCCCAAUGGUUUAUUUUUCGACAAUGAGACGUCAAUGUGGCACGCGUAUUACCAGUACAAUCCCAACGACAACAUUUGGGGCUUGCCCCUGUACUGGGGACACGCAUCAUCAGAGGACCUGGUGACGUGGAAUGACCACGGAAUUGCGCUGGAACCAGAAAAUGAUGAGUCGGGUGCUUUUUCGGGUUCCAUUGUAAUCGAUUUCAAUAACACUUCCGGGCUUUUCGAUAACACAUGCCUGCCUGGACAAAGAAUUGUUGCCCUGUACACUGAGCAUAGUGAAGCGGGAGAAAGACAAUAUGCCGCAUACUCACUAGAUGGUGGAUAUACGUUUAAUUACUACAAACACAACCCUGUCCUCGACAUAAACUCCACUCAGUUCAGGGACCCGAAGGUAUUUUGGCAUGAGGAAACGGAACGCUGGGUUAUGACAUUGGCGUUGUCCCAGGAGUACAAGAUUCAAAUUUACACCUCGAAGAAUCUAACCUCUUGGGAAUUUCAAUCCAAUUUCUCGCAUCACGGCGUUCUCGGGUAUCAAUAUGAGUGCCCUGGUCUUUCGAAGAUUCCUAUCGUUCAUACAACUUCUUCUAACCUUACCCAGUCUGCUGGACUCACUACCAACAACGGUUUUGCGGACUACAAAUGGGUGAUGUUUCUCAGUAUUAACCCUGGCGCCCCUCAUGGCGGAUCCUACAACGAGUACUUCAUCGGUGAUUUCGAUGGUAAGAGAUUCACUGCCCAAGAUGCCGCUACUCGAGCUGUUGACUGCGGUAAGGAUUUCUACGCCAUGCAAACCUUUUCAAACGCACCCAAUGGGGAAGUUCUGGCGAUGGCCUGGGCUUCUAACUGGGACUAUUCUGGCUAUGUUCCCACCCGGGACUGGAGGAGCUCGAUGACUGUCGUUCGCAACCUUACUUUGCGCUACUACAGCCCAAACCCAGAAACUUCGGAGCUCACUCUCUACAAUCAGCCAGUGUUCAAAAGCAGUGGCCUGAACACCAAGCAAAGAUUGAUCAAGAAAUCCCUGAAGUUAAACUCGAACGAAAGUGCCAUUUUCAAUGUGGCUGACGGGGCACAUGGUCUACUGGAAUUUACACUAGAGUGGAAAGUCAAUUCCUCGGCGGUUACCACCGGCCACGACAUGGCCGACCUGUCUCUGAAAAUCAAAGGCGUUGAAGACGACAGUGAAUAUUUGAGGCUUGGGUAUGUGGUAAGUGCUGCGGCAUUCUUUCUGGAUAGAGGAAAUUCACGGGUCAAUUUUGUUCACGCAAACCCAUUUUUUGGCAACAAGGUGUCCAAGAAUUUAGAGCCAUACGAAAGCGCCGAAGAUGGUUUGCCCAUCUAUAAUGUUCAGGGCCUCAUCGAUAGAAAUCUCAUUGAAUUAUUUUUCAAUGACGGCUCCUCCUCUUCUACUAACCUCUUCUUUUUAAGCAGCGAAAACUAUCUGGGAGAAUUCGAGGUGAGCACCGGAGUAGACAAUGUUUUCACGAUUCUAAACUUCGACGUCCAGCAACUAAGCGUGGGAAACUAG